This is a messenger RNA of Labeo rohita (rohu), 969 nucleotides long. Its product is annotated as CD209 antigen-like protein B. The record is from RefSeq and is a predicted model, not a curated record. Gene Ontology annotation, cellular component: external side of plasma membrane. Gene Ontology annotation, biological process: biological process involved in interspecies interaction between organisms. The coding region runs from base 91 to 969 and encodes 292 amino acids. Gene Ontology annotation, molecular function: fucose binding; D-mannose binding. Lineage: Eukaryota; Metazoa; Chordata; Actinopteri; Cypriniformes; Cyprinidae. The transcript has 6 exons.
ACAGAGAAGAACAGGCAAUGUCAAGAAAACUACAGAAGAAAAACAAUUAGCAUUAGCACAAAUUACCAUUGCUGGAAUAUUAAAGCAGAAAUGUCUGAUGCUGUUUAUGACGAUGUGAUCAGUACUGAGUCUGAGAGAGUGGAGAUGAUGGUGGCUAUCUAUGAGAGUGUGGAUUGUGUGAGAGAUCAUGACUUCAGGACAGAGAAAAACACACACCAUCCAUUACAACGAACAGGAAGUGAUUCAGUGAAGAUCAGAAGCUCCAGAUCAGCUGUAGUGUGUUUGGUGCUGCUGUGUGUUCUUCUGCUGACUGCAGUCAUAGUGCUGUGUGUCCAUAUCCAUACAAACAACACAAACUACACAGAAGAGACACACCAGCUACGAACCAGGAUCACCAGCCUCACAGAAGAGAGAGCCCAGCUACUAACCAAUAUUACUGACCUUACAGAAGAAAGAAUCCAGAUACAAACCAAUAAUAGCAACCUAAUUCAACUAAACAAAAAGUUAAUGCAAGAGAAAAAAGAACUGUUGAAGUGUUUCGUUAAAAACAGGCUGUAUGAUUUCAAAUUUUGUGUCAUUAGAAAUCAACAGCUAAUAGCUGAACUGGUUGUGUUUACAGAUGGAUGGUUUUACUAUCAUUCUAGCUGUUACUACACUUCCUAUGAAUGGAAGAGCUGGAAUGAGAGCAGAAGAUACUGUACAGAGAGAGGAGCAGAUCUGAUCAUCAUAAACAAUGAAGAUGAGCAAAAAUUUAUUAUGAAAGAAGCUGGUAUUUCUGAAUCCUGGAUAGGUCUCACUGACACUGAUGUAGAGGGAACAUGGAAAUGGGUUGAUGGCAGCACACUGACCUCUGGGUUCUGGAAGUCUGGAGAGCCCAAUGGAGACAGAAGAGAGAAUUGUGUUGUGUCUCAUUCAUCAGGGUGGAAUGACUAUCCUUGUCAUUUAGUUUCGAGAUCUAUCUUCCUGUAA